UUUAAAAAACUUUUGUUUUUAUUUAAAUAAUAUUCUUUUUCCAACAAUCAGUUAUUGAAAAAUGGUGAAGUUGUGUUAUUUAUGUGAUAGAAAAGCGUCGAGAGCUGACAAUAUUUCUUUGCAUCAAUUUCUGAAAAAUUUGGAGAUACGUUUGAAGUGGCUAAAUGCCUGUGGAUUAACUGAAAAUGAUGAUGUAAAAAAAACUUGCAUAUGUUCCAGACAUUUCAAAGCUGAUGAUAUUUGUCAAUCAAAAAUUUUUGGAGUUGUUAAAUCUUCUAUAAAACGUAAUGCAGUUCCUACACUUUAUUUAACAAAUCGACUCAGUAUUGAUAAAACUAGUAAAUUACCACCAAACACGCCGCUAUCGGAAGUAUUUGAUGAGAAUGGAGUCAACAAUCAAUCGUCAUCAUGUUUUUCUGAGAAUAAUAUUGUCAACCAAUAUAAUGUACUCAAUACUUUGCAAAAAAGUCCAAAAAAAUGUUUUGAAGUAGACAAUACUGAAUGUCAAACCUCAAAUAAUAGUAGCAUUAAUUUUGGAGCCUCUUGUAACCAAUCUGAUUUAAAUGAAUUUAUAGAAAAUGCAAAAUCAAAUCCUAUCAGCGAAGACAAAAAUACUGUUCCACAUUAA
Messenger RNA from Cotesia glomerata, 628 nucleotides. RefSeq lists its product as uncharacterized. The record is from RefSeq and is a predicted model, not a curated record. The coding region runs from base 62 to 628 and encodes 188 amino acids. The transcript has 5 exons. NCBI's taxonomy places the organism in Eukaryota, Metazoa, Arthropoda, Insecta, Hymenoptera, Braconidae.